Messenger RNA from Marchantia polymorpha subsp. ruderalis, 2460 nucleotides. Lineage: Eukaryota; Viridiplantae; Streptophyta; Marchantiopsida; Marchantiales; Marchantiaceae. The record is from the annotation of a GenBank genome assembly.
UGUGUGUAUAUAAAGGGUGGGGCCGGGUCCAUCUAGGUGCAGUACUCAAUUCAGCUUGGUGGAACUGAAUUCAUUGCCAGAUGAGAGUGUGUGACCGUCCAGACUUGAAAACCUUGAAAACAGCUUAAAGAAAGCAAAAUUUGAGGGCAUUUUUAAAAUCGCAUGUGGUCGCUGAGAAUCGCACAAGGCAGCUUACAUUACAGUCUGACUGUCCUGCUCCAACGACAGCCAUUCUUAGAGCGUGGAGAAGGGUUUGGAUCUCAUGCUCAACUGUGACAUGUCCAGAAAAAAGAGUCGCGCAGAAGGGUCGUCAUCGUUGACAUAUGAUCGACAUGGGUUUUCGGCGCGAGCUGGAAUUUGUUGUCCAGAUGAACUAUACAACGAGCAUCUGGCUCUUCUAAACUGGGGGCGUCGAAGUGAACCACCACUGGACAUGGCUGUUUCAAUGUUUCCAAUUCCUCUCCAAUCAUUGGAGUGCGAGGACGCGAAUCCACAGAAUAAGGACGUCACUGUUUCACCAAUGUGCAUCAUGAGGCCUGAGUUCUCACUCGAAAAUUUUCCUGACCCAGACAACAGGUACAACCAAUUUCGAGAAGUUCAGGAGCACGUACAGCAAGAGGACUUCUCUAACAUUUCUAGCAGUUUUCCUGAGACUUUCACGGAUGGUACUCGAUUUUGUGUUCCUCAGUAUCCUGUCCAGGAAGGGAUAAACAACGCAAGCGGAGAUUCUAUAGCAAGUGCUGCAGCUCAAGAGCAGGUAGAUGCCCUCGGUGGACUGACACUUACACCGUACUCCAACAACUUCUUAGAUCAGAUGUUUCGUGAGCCAGCAGCUGUCCAUGUUCAUGGGCAUCAUCCUAUCAAUCUUGGGAGUAACUCACAACUUCGGGACGGUAUCGACCCUUGCAUUCGGUCAAAGCAUAACUCUUGUUCCACCUUGGAGGCCUCCUAUCCAAGUCCCGCAUCGCAGUCAGCCCGGGAAUCUAUCUUGAGAACGACAGUUCCACCUUCACCUGGAGAGUUGUCAUGUCAAGACCAUGCUCUCAUGCAGCUGCAGCUGAACUUUGCUCUGAACGACGAGUUCAUACGACUCCAGGGUGCCCAAGGCAAGUCACGCUCUCACGAUCCGAUACUGUCUCUUUUGCCAGCCGUGGAUACGUAUUUCCCUGAACGUGAUGGGAAAAGUGGUUUGGAAUCUUCUGGAGAGAUAAUGAAGUUCGAGGCGAAUUUGGACACGGACGUGGACACAAGUUGCGGACUCAAGAUGCCCCAGCUGCAUGUUUUGCAUGGGAAGGCUCCAACUAAUCUGCCACCCUUGAAUGGGGCUCAUCUGGCAGCUCCAAGUCCCAUGCGAUAUCCAGAAGGAGGUUCAGAGGCGGGGCUGAUCUGUGCAGGUGGUAGACAGAAGAAGGACAUACUUGCUGCGCCUGUUGCAGAAGCCCCACACUUCCAUAAACGGGCAUCUUUCAGCAGAGUGAACUCUGAUCCAGCACCCCUCGCUCCGCAACAUGGGUCGGCCAGCAUGGAUACCAGCAAGGCCAGAAAUGCUCAGAACAGGGAUCGAGUUCCAUCCAACAAGUGUGUCGCUCAAACACCUUCACACUUGGACGCUGGCCCUGUUUCAUCGACAUUUGCCAGGGAAAAACUACGCCGUGAGAAGCUGACCGAGAACUACAACACCUUAAAAUCUAUGCUCCCAAAACAUACCAAGGUAGAUCGAGCGUCAAUUUUGCAGGCAACAAUAGCCCGUGUGAAGCUUCUAGAAAGUGAAAAAUCCUAUCUUGAGAAUAUGAAACAAAAGAGGUCGAUCAUGAAAAACCUUCAAGCACAGGAAAAGGCAGCUGAAGGUCAGAUAUCAGAGCAAAGCGGCGAAGUCGACUGUCAUUGGCUUAAGAGGACUUCUCGUCAUGGCACACGCGUGGACAUGCGCAUAGUCCAUGAUGAAAUGUAUGUCAACAUAGUCCAGCAGCAUCUGCCGAUGUUCUUGUUGCGGAUAAUGUCGUUUCUCGAAACCAAGUUGAAACUUGAUAUCCUGAAUGCGACAGGGAGCGUCAUCAAUGGUUUCGAUGUCUACAACUUUGAACUUAAGAUCAAAGGAGAAUUAUGUGGAGAUGCGAGUGAGGUGAUGAGAAACAUUAUGGAUACAUUGGACUCAGUGAUUUGAGCAAACAUAUACAUCAGCUUACUUCAUAUUCCAACAUUUUUACUGCAACAUGUAUUCUAUUUGUCCUUGUAUAACAAAUUAAAAUAUGCUAAGCUACAAUUGACGAAUUUUGAAUUCCAUUUUCAUAGUAUAGUCACUGUUCGAAUGAUUGUAUCAGUAAUGUAUCAUACUCUGAUCUAGACGUGGAUCCAUGUAGCGCGAAGUGACUAGCUUCUGUCUUGGUCAUAUUGGUGAUUUGACGUUCACAGUGGAUUUCCUUUUCUUAGAAGGUUUUCAUAUACUACGUACAUAAUCAA